This is a messenger RNA of Topomyia yanbarensis, 5857 nucleotides long. RefSeq names its product eukaryotic translation initiation factor 4 gamma 2 (gene NAT1). Gene Ontology annotation, molecular function: protein binding; mRNA binding; translation initiation factor activity. Lineage: Eukaryota; Metazoa; Arthropoda; Insecta; Diptera; Culicidae. Bases 681 to 3662 code for a protein of 993 amino acids. The record is from RefSeq and is a predicted model, not a curated record. The transcript is spliced from 5 exons. Gene Ontology annotation, cellular component: eukaryotic translation initiation factor 4F complex.
UGAAUUCAUUCCACUCAUCCGGUUGCACGGUGCACGGCUUCUAUCUCAACGCGGAAGCAAGUGCACGAGGCCUAGCCUUAUCCUUCACCAACGACCGUCGUAGUCCGUUGUUGAAACCGAAUCCGAAUCGAGGGCGGGCACGUCCCCAGAACGCCGUUAGGAUUCACCGUUCAACGUUCCACUCGUUCGAACACGGGAGGAAGCAGCCACUGCAGGCCGCUCAGCAGCAGCAGCAGCAACAGCAGCAGCACUACCCAAAACCGCCGCUGGUUGCCGUUUCUUCUUUCACCAUUCCCGGAAAAAUAGAGAAGAUAGCGGUUCCGUCGUCUGUUGGGUUGCGGAGUGCAUAUCCUACUGGUGGUCCGUUGCUAUCCUCCAAGACGGAAGACCCCAGGCAAACGGGGACAGAGUCUCGUGCCACGGGGAGGGAAAAUCAAAUCCCCCCCGCUAGCCGACGCUGGGUCCCUCCAUCACUGAGACCGCAACAUGGACUCACCGAAGAGGCCAGAAUUGAUUCGAUUUUUCGAAAAGUACGCGGUAUUCUGAAUAAACUAACCCCAGAGAAAUUUCAAAAGCUCAGUGAUGACCUGUUGAAGCUCGACCUAAACUCGUCCAAGAUUUUAAACGGUAUUAUCCUGCUGAUAUUUGACAAAGCUUUAGAUGAACCCAAGUACUCGUCUAUGUACGCACAGCUGUGCAAACGGAUCGAAAAGGAACUAGAGAUCGAUAUCGACAAAACAAAGUCCAGUACCUUCCUGCAAAUAUUGCUGAACGUCUGUCGCGACAAGUUCGAAAACCGUGUCCAGUAUAGUGAGAAGAUCAUCAAUUCAGAACUUGCUCUCACCGAUGAUCUGGAGGAAAAGAAAAAUGUGGCCAAACAGAAGAUACUGGGUAACGUUAAGUUCAUCGGCGAGCUGUAUAAGCUCGACAUGCUCGGCGAACCACAUCUGCACAAGAUGUUGCGCUCGCUCUUCACCAAUAAGUCGGGUGCGACGACGGAGAAAAACUGCGAGGACAUGGAAUGCUUGGCACAGCUCAUCAAGACAUGCGGAAAGAAUCUGGAUACAGAGCUGGGAAAACAGCUGAUGGAUCAGUACUUCGACCGGAUGGAACAGUAUUCCCUGUCGAGCAAGUUUCCACCACGUAUCCGGUUUCUGUUGCGCGAUCUGAUCGAGCUGCGCAAGAACAACUGGACACCGCGAAAGGUGGCCCGCGUGGAAGGACCGGCUCCAAUACAGGAGCUCACAAACGAGGAUGAUCUGGUGCUGCGGCCGCCGUACGGCAGCCGGGGACGCGAUUAUCGUAACUCAGAACGGGGCGAUCAGCGGGACUGGAUCAGCAAGUUCUCGCUGAAUCCACUCAACUUUAACGACAGCUUCAAUCUGCUGAGCGUUUCGAGCCCGUCGCCCCUGAUACCACCAACGUAUUCAAAUUCCCAAAACGGUUACGGCAACCGGGACCAUCGUGAUAAUGGUGGUGGCAGCGGCGGUGGUGGUAACUACCGCAUGCACAACAACCGCGGCGGUGGCGGCCCGAACCAGCAUAAUAGCUACCACGGCAAUGGUGGCAACAAUAACAAUAACAACAACAACAUGCGCUACAACAAGCACAACAAUCAUCAUGGCGGUCGGGGCGAUGGUGGCGGUAAUCAGAACCAUCACCACCAGAACAGUGGUGGAUCGAACAUGCACAAUUCGUCCUACCAAAACCGGGACGGUAUGAUGAACAACAAGGACAUGGCGCCACGAUUCAAACGCAUGAUGCCACAGAACCCGGUCGAGGAUCUUCAGAUGCGUCCGACGCCGAACAGUCUGCUGUUCAAGACGCAGAACAUGAACAUGAAGACGCAGUUGCCGAUUUCGCAAACACCGUCAUCGCAGUCGAGCAAAUCGAGCGGUUAUAGUUCGUCGCAGUUGGGCGAUUUUCCGUCGCCGCUGACAACCCGAACGCUCCUGAGCGAGCAACGUGCAGCGGCUGCCGGUAAUAGUGCCUUUGGGGCAAACACCGGUAACAACGGUUUAUACAACCAAUCACCUUUAUCGUCCGCGAAUAGCAGCGGUGGUCUUGGUUCUGGAGGUACUUCUGCAGGAGGACUCAACAGUGCUGGUGGUCUUAGCAACUCAACGCCAGCUGGUCAGCAGAAUUCCCCAAGAAACCUUAGUCCACUGUCUAGCCAUCAAGUUCCGCAAAGCCGUAGCAAUGCAAACAAUCAACAAUCUCAAUCCAACCAACAGGCAGCUGCCAGUUCAGCAUCUGUCAGCACGCCCAUCAACAAUAUCCUCCAAAAGGAACAGGUCAUUAUUAAACAAGCCUCCUCGGACAAGGCCGAUAAAAAAGGAAAGAAGGACAAGGGCCCCAACAAGGAGGAAUUCAUGAAAAAGGUUUCAGUUUUCGCUUCCGAAGUGUUGCUGGACAACCUAAGGAAGCAAAUCGAGCAGGAGAAAGAGAAAUGCAACGACAAACCGAUCGAGAACGGUGCCGUACAGGUGGUGGUUGAAGUUGUCGAUCAAAAUCCAAACCCGGACACCGUGAACGAGGCCGAUCUAAAAGAGAAGACCGAGGAUGAUAAGUCCUCCGAGAAGGGAGAUGACGGUUCGGAAACGAUGAAAUCUGAAGACGACGAUAAAACGACGACCGAGUCCUUGAUGGACAAACUGGUGUGCGAAUUCUGCGAGCUUAAGGUGCCGGAAAAGUUCAUGCGUGACUCCGUUAUCAAAAUCCUAAACGAAGUGCUAGACAAAGCGGAUCCAUUCCAUGCAAAGAUUAUCGAAUUCCUACAGCGACUACGCAAGCAGAACAAAAUUUCCAACGGUGCCACGCUGGAAUCCUUCAAAGCACUGGUGAACUCCAUGAACGAGAAGGAAAAAACCAUCCCAAAAAUCACCACCAUUGUGGCCUCGCUCCUAUCACGGGCAGUUCCGGUCAAACUGUGCAAACUUUCCGACAUUUCCAACUACACCGACAACGGGCAGCAGUAUCCGCUGUUCCUGCUGGUGCUGCAGCAGUUGCACAAGCAGCUCGGCAAAUCAAAGCUUCAGGAGAUGUUCCAACAGAGCAAGGUGAACCUGAUGAGCAGCCUGCCGGAAAGUGAUCGCACCAAGGACCGAAUGGCGGAAAUUCUCGAGGAUCGCAAUCUAAGCUUCCUAUAUCCGCUGCUGCGGGUACAGGCCGAACUGUGGAAGCAGAUUCAGGCUGACUCAAAUCCGCAGCAGUUCUACAAGUGGAUCAAGGAAAACGUGGAGACCAGCUGCUACACGGAUCCGGGAUUUAUCACUGCGGUGAUGACGGUUUUACUGAAGUACAUCACGCAGGAAUCAUCGAAAUGUGCGGAUGAAAAGCAAGCUUUGGAAAAGGAGAUGGAGACCCUCAAAAAGUACUGCCCGGUAUUGAAUGCGUUCCUCAACGGCAACAACGACUUGCAGUUGAUUGCCAUCUAUGCAAUGCAAGUGUACUGGUAUAGCAUCGAUUUCCCGAAGGGGGUUCUGCUGCGCUGGUUCCGCGAAUUCUACGAACUAAGCGUCAUUGAGGAGGACGCCUUCCUGCGCUACAAGGAGGACGUCACCGACAUGUACCCGGGCAAGGGUAAGGCGCUAUUCCAGGUGAACCAGUGGCUUACCUGGUUGGCGGAAGCCGAGGACGAAGACGAAGAGGACGAGGAGUAAGCGGAAGUUUCGCAUUUUGUGGCGCUCUUGGAUUCACACGAUGGUUGGAAAGAUUGAUGAUGAUUUCUGAAAUUUAGUAAAAAAAGGCUUAUUUUUAUUGUAUUGUAAAUUCCGAUCGUACCUUUUGUAGUUUUGUUUUGUUGAUUUUAAUUCUGGAUAAAUUUUUGCUCUGGAAGGGAGGAGAAGGAGCUGUUUUUAUACUAGUUGGGGUACUGAUGUUUUUCCUUCCUGGUGUGCGUACCGAGAAUCAUUGAUUGAUGAGUGCGAGGAUCAAACGUUAGCUAAUUAUUUUCGGAUCGGUGUCUUGAUUUGUUUUGUCGCGAAUGGUUGAGAAAAUAGAUACAUAUACACGAACACAAACAGAAACAAACUACCCUCUCCCCACACAUACACACACAAACAUAGUAAACGAUAGCAGUGUAAUUAUAAUAGAAUAAUAUUACAAGAACUCAACCUAUAUAAAAAAUAGAACUGUGAAAUGCAAACAAAAUAGUGUUCUCAGUCCGUCGCAUAGACGACACGAAGGAAACAAAUAGAUCAAUUUGAAUUCGCCACGUGCGAGAGUAAUAGUGAAUCAAUCUAGUUUUUACCGUUGUAAAAUCAGCAUGCGUAAUCAAUCGAUGAAAAGGUUUGUGACGGAUUCUAGUUACUGAAUGGAAGUGCAAUCGAAGCUUCUUGUUGAAACGAAGCAAGAUACGGAAUGAUCCGGCGAAAUGUUUGUAUGUGGCAUUAGAUUCGACUUGUAGUGUAAACAGUUAGCGUUUAAUUUCUGUACAUGAUGCAAAUACAUUAGGCAGAAAGCAAACUAGUGCGUAGGUGAACCAAGUUAGAACUUAAUUAUUCGUCUGCACCGUUGAUUAUUACUCGUUCACUAGUAUCCACUCUGACACAUACACAUGCGCAUUACAGCUCCAGAAAGCAUAUAUAAAAAAAUUGUAUAAUCACUAGAACAGAAGCUAAUCUAUCAUCGCCAAACAAAAUCGGUUAGGAUCCCAUUUUUAUGGCGUCUUUUCCGAAAAAUCCUCAAACUUUUUGUAGAGCAUCAAUUUGCGUUUAUAGUAUGUACGAGUCUUCUUCGAAGGGGAGAAGCAGUCUCCCAACGCCGAUACACGGACGGCCAUUACAGAGUUUCUUGUUAAUAGAAGACUGAAAGGGAAGCAAACGAAACUUGAAUUAAAAUCAUGUUCAAAAAGAUAUCGAUCCAUUAAGAGGUAACAAGUGUAGCUCGUAGGUAGAUUAAAUAUGAAUAUCUAGCUAAUUAUCUAAAUGGACGUAAUUUGAUUUCACCAUCCUUCUCACAAACACACUCCCUUGCCAAGCCUAUGUGUAGUCCACCAUUCGAAAUCGAGCACGCCUUGCAAUCCGAAACACAUGAACUUCCGAGUCAGAACAUAACGCUCUCAAGCUAUGAUUUAUUCCAGCUCCAACAAGAAGCAAACGUUCAUAUUCUCGUUGCGCUGACAAGAACAAAACAACAAUUUAUUAUUUAAAAAAAUUGUGAUUGCUUGCAAUAUAAACUCAUUCGAUAUAGACGAGCGGAUUCAAGAAAAAAGAAAAAAACAUUGUAUUACCAAAAAUGCCAGUCGAGAAUCAACAUUAGAGAGAAGCUGUUUCCGCUGAUUCCGAUGAAACUGGCUAACUAUAUAUCAAAAAUUUACACCAACAACACGCAUAGUUAUACACACAAACAAAAGCAACAACAUAAACUAACAAGCAGAAGCCUCAGAUUGCUCUAUUUCCGGUUCCAAGAUUACCCCCACUAGAAACAUUAAGAUUUAUAAAACAACCAAACGAAAUCCCAAUCCCCCGCUACAACUAAAACCGUACCCGUAUAUAUCAGAUUUGAAGAAAAGCUAAGAAAAACCUAAUUCUAAUAAUAGGAGGAAAGACGCUUCCGAACCCCCGCGCCACCCUCUGGGGAACAAGCGUCUCAGUGAGAUAGACUUGGACUAUAUGUUAGUGUUUCCGAAGCGAAUGAAGAAGGUGCAGAAAAUAUAGUACGAGAAUAUACAACACUAUUAUAACCUUGUAGAGAGCGUGGGACAAAAAAACCUAAAAUCAGAAAUCUAAAGUAACGUAUUGCAAUUCGUAAAAUAUGUUUGAAGAAAAUAAAACAGAAAAAGCAAAAAAAAUGUGAAAAAAUAUCAGAAAAUAACAAAAAUAAAAUCACGAAUUCGACAAACCUCCAAACCAUA